Astyanax mexicanus (Mexican tetra) is the source of this 5903-nucleotide messenger RNA. RefSeq names its product CUE domain containing 1b (gene cuedc1b). Gene Ontology annotation, molecular function: ubiquitin binding. The record is from RefSeq and is a predicted model, not a curated record. Bases 820 to 2019 code for a protein of 399 amino acids. NCBI's taxonomy places the organism in Eukaryota, Metazoa, Chordata, Actinopteri, Characiformes, Acestrorhamphidae. The transcript has 12 exons.
CCACACAGCUCUGAUUCACACACAGCGGGUAGCUGGUUUAGUUAUAUCGCUGAGAUUCGUACAGACAGAGCUGCACAGUGGCUUUAGUUUAGUCUCACAUCCGUUUAACUCAGUGUUUCGCCUCUGUCAGUGUCCAGCUUCACCCAGAGCCGGUGAUAGGAGAGCGGAACGGAGCCUGGAGGCGGGCAGGCGGACUGAGCUGCUCCACUGACCGGGGAAGGAGAGGGGCUGAGCGGGGGGAUCUGUGGAUCUGUGCCGCUCCCUCCAGCUGCUGCUGUCCGCCGGAAGUAACCCUGUCCUGGCUAAGCGCUAACGGAGAGGCUAGGCUAGUGGAGGAUCCAGAGCUGGAGCUACAGCUCUGACAACAACAUAUGGGACGCGUUAGUUCACUAUAGGAGGUGGAAGAGCUGCUGCUGAACCAGAUGAAGAACAAGAUUUACACACAAUUAUUUCAUUCUCAUUCAGAUCAAACUCGUGGAUGCAGAGAACCGGAAGAAGUGAUGGAGACCCUGAGAUAUUAGGAACGCUAUCUGGAAGCUUAUGCUACAAGACUUUUGACGCCACACUUCCUCCUUACAGCCACUCUAUUACGGUUAUUUUGGAUGCAGCUGAACAAGCAGAAAAAGAGAAAAAAGACCUUCUCUUUCCUCAGUGGACUUACAUAGUUCUGCAGUGAUGAAAGAGUAAAUUGUCUUGGAAAGCUGUGCUGAGACAAAUCCAAGUGGAUACAAGAGUGAAAAGUUGGAGUUGGGGGGGCGUUUUAGCGCCAUUGUUUUCUUGGUGGCAUAGACAGCCAGGCAGGAAAAGCAUCCCUGUAGGAUGACCAGUCUGUUUCGACGAAGCAGCAGCAACGGCGGCUCUCGUGGGGGUGGCAGUGGCAAUGGUGGAGGUGGCUCAAGUGCAGGAGAGCUCAACAACAGCAGGCCCAACCGGCAGGUUCGGCGUUUGGAGUUUAACCAGGCAAUGGAGGACUUCAAAACCAUGUUUCCCAGCAUGGACUACGAGGUUAUUGAGUGCGUACUACGUUCAAACAAUGGGGCAGUGGAUGCUACCAUUGACCAGCUGUUGCAGAUGAGCAUCGAUGGCAAUGAAUCAGAUGAUAGCUCGGACUCAGACGACAGCAUCCCACCAGAGAUUCUGGAGAGGACCCUGGAGCCAGACAGCUCAGAUGAGGAGCCGCCUCCAGUCUACUCCCCGCCUGCCUAUGAUAUGCACAUAUAUGACAGGAAAUAUCCCAAUGCUCCACCCACUCCACCCCCCAGGUUUGAAGCUCAGCCCCCUCCAGUGCAACCUCCUCCAGAACAGCCCCCUUCAGCACCCCAAAAUCGACAGAACCGAGGUUACAGGAACUGGAACCCUCCGUUGCUUGGCAACUUACCUGAUGACUUCCUGCGAAUCUUACCCCAGCAGUCAGACAGCAUACAGAACUCUCAGAGUGGUUUCUCUGACCCCUCAUCAUCCGCAGCAUCUUCCCUGUCAUCAGUGCCGCAGCAGGCUGCCAGUGCUACAGCAGCGCCUGGAGCAUCCGAACAGGAGCGCAAGUUGAAGCAGUACCUGGAGGACGAGCGCAUUGCUCUCUUUCUGCAGAACGAGGAGUUCAUGAAAGAGCUGCAACGCAACAGAGAGUUCCUCAUUGCGCUGGAACGAGAUCGAAUUAAAUACGAGUCAAAGAAAUCCAGGUCAGGUCAUUCAGCAGCUGGAAGCUCUACAGGUGACCACCACUAUGCUCCCGGAUCCAUAGACGGAGUGUCAGACGAUGCUUUGUUUAGAGACAAACUCAAGCACAUGGGAAAAUCAACCAGAAAGAAACUGUUUGAAAUCGCCAAAGGGUUCUCAGAAAAGACAAAGCGAAGGAAGUCCAAAAGGAAAACACUCUUGAGGCAUCAUUCACUUGGCACUGCCAACUCCACUGCCAACCUAUUGGAUGAUGUGGAGGGAAACCCUUGUGAAGAGGAAAAUCAGCUCAGAAGAUUGGCCACUCAGGAAGAGGAGCGGCCCCACAGGGAAGCGCUGUCUUGAUCCCUUCAGCCGUUUGGCAUAUUUAAGUUUUCCAUGGUGACAGCCGAAUGACCCAUGGUAGGCGGCCCUGUGGCUCUGUGGCACCACCCCUGGCUUCGGAGGAACAGUGCCCGCCCACACAGAAAGAAACUGGUGAUUCUAAAGCAGCAUUGUAACGAGCAUAUACUUAUUGUUACCUGCAUUAUAUUAACUGUAUUAUAACUAUUUGUUAAUAUAUGGUUUCAUAUGUAAAAAUGAACAGAUACAGUAUUCAUUUCAUAUUUUUUGGUUUCUAUGAGAAUGCCUGUAUAAUGCAAAGAAAUUCUUACUUUAUACUAGGUUUUGUUUGUGAACUAAUUUUUACUUUAGGUAUAUUUUCCCCAUAAUUAUUUAUGGUUUUAAAAUAGCAAAAUGUGGCUUGUCGCUAAUGAAAAAGGCAAACAAGCUCGCAUCAUUUUUAGAUAUUGGUCCAAAGCAUUCAGUCCUACUAAUGGCCAUGUGUUUUGAAAAACAUUGAUGUGGAAUGUUUACUACAGCGCAUCUGAGGAAGUCCCCAAGAAUCCAACCCUUUAAGAACAUGACACAUGAAAUGUAUUACACGGUGGCCACAUCUGAUUAGUUUAGUCCAUUCUUUCUAAUUACAGUAUCACCAAAAUGCCUUUCCUAAUGUGUUUUCUGUAGAAGUGAGUAUAUUAAGAACUCUGAGAAGUGAGUAUAUUUAGUUCUGGCUGGCUAAAGUAUAGGCUUGGAGAUACGAACAUCAAGAAUCUGUUAUUUCAGUGCCUCCUUAUUGUACGACCACAAGCAAAACUAAUAGCCACUUUGGCUAAUUCAAAUGACAUCUUUGCUAUGGAGGCAACAUCCAACCUGCUAGACUAAAUCUUCUCCUGUUUAGCCUCUGUACAUGAUGGACAGCCCUUUGACACUUUUACAGUACUUUUAUUACAGUAGUCGUUAUAGCAAGAAUCCAAUUAAAACAUUUUUUAAAAACAUUUUUUUAAAACAUGGGCAAGGGCACAGAUCUGAGAGUGAACCUCUACUUGCACUGCCAUAUCAGUUUCAUAAUCUAUUUUAAUACAGUGUUUUUUUCUAGCUUUUCUGGGAGAACAAUAGAAGAGGUGGUUAAGCCAGUAUUAAUAUAAUCUAAACAAUUCAAUUUUAUGCCAGUAUUUUUUAUUUUGUAUCUAACAUGAUUUGGAUCAGCAGAGUGAAGUUACUGAAUUUGGUGCACAGAACAAAAUGAAUGAUGCCGGAAUUGUUAGUUUGGCUGGAUUACAUGAUAUGAGUUUGCAGAAAGUAAAGGUGUCUUCAAGAAUAUGACCUUCUGUAACAUUGUAAUAUAGCACCAACUCCAUGUGAUAGUGGGUGAGCACAGUCUUAGUGUUGUCAUGACCUGCUUCUGUCUAUAUCUGCCAAAGCACAGGGAUUCAGUGGUUUUUUGUGCCAUUAUUGCAGUGAAUUGUUUGUAAAUUAGAACUGUUUUGGUUUUUCUCUUGGAUUUGUUCAUAAGUGGCAUAUUCAUCUAUGAAAGUGUGUUUGUUCAAAACACUGCUUUUGUCCGUCAGAAUGUGAAUGGAAAUGUAUUCUACCGUUACUGGUUCUUGAUGGCAUUUUUUUUUUUCAUGUCCAGUCAUGAAGGACACUAGGUUCAGAGGUUCCCUGCUUUAACACACUUGAUUCAGCGAACAAUGACCCCUACAGCGUUAUUUUUUUACCCAAAACGCAGAAUAGAAGCAGUUUAUCUGAAAUAGCUAUAUCAAAACAAUGACUGUAGAAAAACAGGGAUGUUAAGUUUAUGAUCCUUUUCGUUUUACAGAAAUUAAACCAGAAUUGUUUGCCAUGUCAAGUUUUGCAUCCAGAUUCUGUGCAGUAGAGGCCAGAGUUGGAGCCAGACUCACCUACUCGUUUGAUGGGUCUGCAUCAUUUUUGCAGCCCAAUCAUGUCAGACCAAUUUGAUUAAGGUUACAGCACAACCUAAAAGACCAGAAGCAAAAUGGAUUUUCCAUUUGAUGCCCAGUUUGUCCAGUGUAAUGUUUCAGCAGUAUACGUGCAGUUCAUGUUUUGCUAUUUUCAUCAAAUUGCAGUACCUCUGCACAAUACUGUUUGCUCUACAGAGACAAACCAAAGGUACAGCAGUCCAGUUUAAACAAAUGAGCUACCAUGAGAGUAUUUGUACACGCUAAUGAAGAUUUAAAAGAAGAAAAAAUAUUGAAUAAAAUUGACAGUAGUUUAAGUGCAGCACCUUCAAUUACAGUAACAUUAGUUUGCUGACAAAUUACUGGUUAGUUUUUUUUACAUAGUGUUUGUUAAUGUGACUAACAGCACAAAACAAUAUGAUAAAUUAUAGUAUAAUUAGCUAGCUAGUUGCCUGGAAACUCAACAGCAAGUCAGCUUCUCCAUGCACUAAAAAGAAAGUUCCUGCAUACAGUCUGUUGCAGCCAAUGCUGUCAAUGGCUUAGUUCCUAAAAAAAUAGCAAAAUAAUGUUUCAAAAACUGGGGGAAAUACAAAAUGUGCCUGUGCUUUUUUUUUUUACGGUAAUUUGGCUAAAAUGUUAAAUCAGUUAAAUAUUCCCAGGGCAUUAAUGAGUCUUCACAAAAUAAUAGAAAAUUCAAGAUUGUGAAUUCAACUUUAAGAAAUAUAUGUAAUAAAAAUGUUAAUUAAAUUAGUUAAAUGUUUGUCAAAGGUGCACCUAAACAUCUCUCAAUUCUGUUAGACCAAUCAGAUCAAGCUGUGUGGCAUUUUCUCUCAUCAUACCAAAUGUGGAUGCUGGGUUAACUGUAUUGAACAGUUUCAAUGUUUGAGUUUAAUCAGGUGUGUUCAAGCAGGAAGAACCUGGACUGGGAGAACCUUGCUAUUGUAAACUGAUAGUCCAUCAAUGGUAUAUGUAUGCAGAACUCUCUAAAGCAAGAUCAUGUCAGGUGACCAAAAGCUGCUGAGGAACAUACAAUGUUUGUCUGAUCUGUCUGGUGAUAUUCGGACAGUCUGAGUUAGAAGGACAGUUACUUUGUAAGGAGUAAAACCCCUAUACGAGGUAUUCAGAAGGUUGGUAGGAUAUCCAGUAGUUUGUAUUUGUUGUAAUUGUUCGUAAGAUCACUUGCUCUUCCACACAAAUUAGGUGUAAAUUGACUGUAAAUUCAUGCCACAUUAACAAGCAGCUGUAAUCCACAUGAGUCGUCUCCCACUUGGGCUGUUCACACUAAUACAUUUAUCCUCUCAGGGAACUCGCUCUCGUCUAAUUGUUCGGUACAAGCACAACUUGAAUGAACAUAGAAACCGAUAGGAAGAACUGUUAGGAAGGUUCAUGUAGCACACUCGUAUAUGCUUUUGUAACGCAAUAAAAACUAGAAUUCUAACCAAAAAUUUUUUACAGCGUAAAGCCGGAAAAAAUAAAGUAUUCUAGGACUGUUUGUCCUCCAGUAUGUUCAUGUUUUUUUCAUUUUAGUUUGACAUGCUCUUGAAGUCAUCAUACCUAAAAUUGUCUCCAAAGUCCGUUCAUCUCAAUAGUCUUUAUUAAGGGUGAAGUUAAGUUGAGUCUGUUUUAUAUGAUGGGGAAAGUUUACAAUGUGCCGUGUUGAGUGGUGUAAUGAUCAGUGGAAUGUAGUCUUUGUGCUUUUAAGUAGAAGAAAAGUUUCACCUUUCGUCAAAUCAGAUGGUCUGAAUAUUUUAUUAAAGUUAGAUCAUUUUAAUAAAUUCCUUAAUGAAUUACAUCUAUUUUUUAUUUUUGUUCCUUUUUGUUUUUAGAAAUAAAUCCUUUUUUCUAGGACUAUGACUGUGUCUGCCCCACCAAUAAGUGCGAUGGUUCUGUAGCCAUCAUCCCUCGAUCCUGUUUCCAGAUCCAAACCUUUCUUACAAUCCAGAGAUGUUUAUUAGUUAUUGAAAUAAGUAAUAAAAUUGUUAUACAUUC